This is a messenger RNA of Melanaphis sacchari, 1200 nucleotides long. RefSeq lists its product as uncharacterized. The transcript has 3 exons. Lineage: Eukaryota; Metazoa; Arthropoda; Insecta; Hemiptera; Aphididae. The record is from RefSeq and is a predicted model, not a curated record. The coding region runs from base 1 to 1200 and encodes 399 amino acids.
AUGACAAAUGAGCGGCUUUCUUGCUUAUCAACAUUGGCAAUCGAAAAACAACUGCUUGGAGUCAUGGUAAAAGAUCCUAUUUUUGUUGAAGAUGUGAUAAAUGAAUUCGCAAAAAAAAAAGAACGAAGGUUUGAAAUGAGAUAUCUUACUGGAAAAAAUAUUUUACGAAGAGUUGUAGCCGUUAUAAAAUCAUUAUCAUCGCGUGGAUUUCCAUUUAGAGGUCAAAAUGAAGUUAUUGGUUCAGUCCACAAUGGAAAUUUUUUAAUGGCAAUUGAACUUGUGGCACAAUUUGAUCCAUUUUUAGCUCAACAUAUUGCACGAUAUGGAAAUCCGGGCAGUGGUCAUACAUCGUAUUUAUCAUCCACAAUUUAUGAAGAUAUUAUGCAACUUAUGGCAAAUAAAAUAAUCCAUACAAUUGUUGAUCAGAUUAAAAAAUGUAAAUAUUUUUCAUUAAUUAUUGAUUCCACACCUGAUAUAACACAUAUAGAUCAACUGUCUUUUAUUGUACGAUAUGUGUAUGAAGGUAUUCCUGUUGAGCGUUUCAUUCAAUUUAUACCUAGUUGUGGACCUAAAGCUAACGAUAUGAAAAAAGCCGUUUUAGAUACGUUAGAAAGCCUUGAUAUUAGUAUAAAUGAUUGCAGAGGCCAGGCUUACGAUACUGCUAAUAAUAUGUCUGGACGUUAUAACGGAUUUACAGGAACUCGAUGGUCAUCAAGAGACGAUGCUUGUGUGAGUUUAAAUGAUUCGUGGGAUGAGAUAUUAAAAACUUUAAGUUUACUUGAAAAUGACAAUAGUGAACUAGCUGAAACUCGAAACGAAGCCUCUGGAUUGCGCAAGAAGUUUGAAAAACUCGAGACAACGUUUAUGGCUAUAUUUUGGGGAUUUAUAUUAAACAGACUAAAUGUUGUAAGUAAAAAACUUCAAAGUGUUGAAAUAGAUAUUACAGUAGUUUUGGAGUUGUACGAUUCACUAAUAAAUUUAGUAUUAUCUCAGAGAGAUAAUUUUGAUGAAUUUGAGAAAAAGGCGAUUUUACGAGCUCAAAUCAAAGAAUAUAAAACAACAAUUUUAAGAAAAAAGAAAAGAACAAUUCCAUAUGAUGAAUCAAGACAAGAUGAUGUUCAGUUAACAGGAAGAAAUCAUUUUAGAAUCAAUACAUAUUUAACAAUAAUAGAUAAAUUAAAUAAUGAGCUUCAAAAAUGA